AUACAUUGUUAACACAUGUUCUGAGGAGGCUGCUAUCGCAAGAUAAAAUAUUAAAGUCCUCUUCCAGACGUCCCCCUGGUCUACAGAGCCACUUUACAGCCCUCAAUAACCAUUGCAUUUGAUGAAAGAACACGUUUGACGAGUUUGCAUGACUGGGUGACGCCAGUCGCCCUCUCAUUACACAUCUGACUACUAGCUACUAGGCUGCGUACUUCUCUUCCAGGACUGCUAAACAACCCCUGUGCUGCUUUGUUUUUAUCUACGCCUGUUGCCAGUAUGGCUCAGCUGAUCAUAUCACUUUGCGUGUUGGUGUCUAUAUGUCUCGCCUCGGUUUUGACCAAAGACAGCAGCCCCAUUCAGUUUGCUCCGGAAAGUCUCAGUACCUCAACGGUUCGCUCGGUGUGUAAGCCCAUCCCCAGCACACUUUCUCUGUGCCACGGCGUCGGUUACCGGGAGAUGCGGCUUCCCAACCUGCUGGGGCACGACUCGUUAAAAGAAGCCCAGCAGCAGUCGGCCGCGUGGCUACCGUUGGUCUCCAAACUCUGCCACCGGGAUACCAAGAAGUUCUUGUGCUCGCUCUUCGCCCCGGUGUGCUUACCGGAGGGGGCGGUGCGCCCCUGCCGUGGGCUGUGCGAGGAUGUGAGGGACGGUUGUCUUCCGGUGAUGAGCGCUUUCGGGUUCCCGUGGCCCGACAUGUUCAACUGUACCGGGUUCCCGCGCGGGACCCAUCUCUGCAUUCCCACCACGACCCGAGACACAGAGCGUGCGCAGAAGGAAGAGGGACACGAGGAGGCAUCAAAGGGAACAGUGGUCUGUGAUGCAUGCAGUCUGGCUGCUGAGGGGGAGACAGACAUCCAGAACAACUUCUGCAAGAGUCCAUAUGCCUUUAAACUGCGUAUUGGGAGUGUUUCUGUAGUGCAGGGUGACCGCAGGGUCGUCCCUCUGGCCCGGAGUCGCAUCCUGAGGUGGGAGGGUGGAGGCGCAGAGAAGGCCGAGGGCGUCGGGGGGGCCAUGGCCUACAGUGCCCUUUGGUUGCAGGAGGGGGGUACCUGCACCUGUCCUGCCCUGGAGGAGGCAGAUGUGGGGGAGGGGAAGGAGUCCCUGGCAGGGGUGUGGUACCUGGGCCUUGCUGACACACAGAAGGGCAGGCUGGUCCUCACUAGGCUGGUUAGGUGGAGGAGGAGCGACAAAGAACUCAAGAAGUUAGUCAGGAGACUGCUCAAACAACCCUGCUGAUGAUGUCAUCAUACAAACAUAGAGAGACUUUCCAAUUUGGCGAAUUGGAUGCGGAUGAGAGGACACCACAGCCCUGUUACAUUUACGCCUCUGGACCGAGACAAUAUCUCUUGCAU
Messenger RNA from Oncorhynchus keta (chum salmon), 1352 nucleotides. It is a transcript of the gene sfrp2l, whose product is annotated as secreted frizzled-related protein 2 like. NCBI's taxonomy places the organism in Eukaryota, Metazoa, Chordata, Actinopteri, Salmoniformes, Salmonidae. The record is from RefSeq and is a predicted model, not a curated record. Gene Ontology annotation, biological process: negative regulation of canonical Wnt signaling pathway; canonical Wnt signaling pathway; non-canonical Wnt signaling pathway. Bases 277 to 1236 code for a protein of 319 amino acids. The transcript is spliced from 3 exons. Gene Ontology annotation, molecular function: Wnt-protein binding.